GGCAAGGAGGUCACUCGUACCUGCAAGAAUGGCUUUGGUGGGCAGGGCUGCUGUGCAUGGGAGUUGGAGAAGCAGCAAAUUUUGCUGCCUAUGCCUUUGCCCCUGCAACGCUGGUAACUCCUCUGGGUGCUCUAAGUGUCCUUGUUAGUGCAGUUCUAUCUUCUACUUUCCUGAAUGAACAGCUGAAUGUUCAUGGGAAGAUUGGCUGCAUCCUGAGUAUCCUGGGCUCCACGGUGAUGGUGAUCCAUGCUCCACAAGAAGAAGAGGUUUCCAGCCUGGAGUCAAUGGCAGAGAAGCUGAAAGAUCCAGGAUUCAUUGUAUUUGCUGUGUGUGUCCUGGUGAGCUCCCUUCUGCUUAUCUUUGUGGCUGGACCCCGUUGUGGACAGAGCAACGUCCUAGUUUAUGUUUUGGUCUGCUCUGCCAUCGGCUCGCUUUCUGUGUCCUGUGUCAAAGGCUUGGGGAUUACCCUGAAAGAACUGUUUUCCGGGAAGCCAGUCCUGAAAGAACCACUGGGCUGGGUGCUCCUGGUGUGCCUGGUGAUCUGCAUCAGCGUCCAGAUCAACUAUCUGAACAAAGCCUUGGACAUCUUCAACACAUCUGUGGUCACACCUGUUUACUACGUGCUGUUCACCACAGCAGUCAUGAUGUGCUCUGCCAUCCUCUUCAAGGAGUGGCAACACAUGGUGCUAGACAACAUCAUUGGCACCAUCAGCGGCUUCCUCACCAUUGUGUCUGGCAUCUUCCUCCUGCACGCCUUUAGGGACAUGCCCUUCACCUCCGACCUCCUGCCCCUCUUCCUGCAGCAAGGCAGGGUAGACCUGCAUGCCACGUGGAGGAGCACAGACAGACAUCAGUCAUGUCAGCAUCAGCCUCUUCUUUCCUCAGAGGACAAAGGCUCUCAGAGCACAGAGGAGGAAGAGGAGGAAGGUGAAAGCAUGUGA
Pterocles gutturalis (yellow-throated sandgrouse) is the source of this 941-nucleotide messenger RNA. Its product is annotated as magnesium transporter NIPA2-like. Gene Ontology annotation, cellular component: membrane. The annotation marks the transcript as partial. Gene Ontology annotation, molecular function: magnesium ion transmembrane transporter activity. The transcript is spliced from 4 exons. Gene Ontology annotation, biological process: magnesium ion transport. The record is from RefSeq and is a predicted model, not a curated record. NCBI's taxonomy places the organism in Eukaryota, Metazoa, Chordata, Aves, Pterocliformes, Pteroclidae.